Molecule: messenger RNA, 999 nt
Organism: Anisakis simplex (herring worm)
Lineage: Eukaryota; Metazoa; Nematoda; Chromadorea; Rhabditida; Anisakidae
Source: the annotation of a GenBank genome assembly
AUGACAGAUAUUAAGCCUGAUAUAAAGAAAGAAAAUUCCGAUAUGAAAAAGAAUGGAGCAGAAAGAGACGACGUUUGCAGAGAUUUCCUGAAAAAUAUUUGCAAUCGUGGCUCGCGAUGCAAAUUCUAUCAUCCAGAAGAAGUGGAACGUGAACGGGCACAAGACUCGUCAGGAUCAAAGCAGGAAUUCAAUUUCUGUAUCGAUUUUCAGAACCGCGGCUGUCAUCGCGAGAAUUGUCGAUUCAUUCAUGCUCAUCGUGAUGAUGUUGAACGCUAUAAAUCAACUGGUGAAGUAACACUAAACUUGGCGCGUGCAAUCGCUGCGGUACAUACGGGCGAUACGAUCAACGGAAUCCCUUUCUGCAAAGAAUUUCAAACGGGCAUUUGCUCUCGCGGCUCAUCGCGUUGUCGCUAUUGGCAUGUGAAUGUUGAAGAGGAGCGCGAACGUAGACGCCGUCAUCAGCGCGGUCUUCCUCUAGGUCCUGUUCAUAUGCGUGGUGCAGGUGGUAUGCCAGCGAUGCCACCACCGUACGGCUACUCGGCACCGUAUGGUGCAGGAGGUACGCCCAGGCGCCCGCUUCCAUACGGUGGCGGCAGUGAAUCAUAUGACGCAAUGAUAGCUGCAGCAGGCGUGAAGCGUGCACGAUUCGAAGCAGUAGAGGCAGCAGCAGCGAGUCAGGAUUAUGCGCGUGAGUUGGAACGCAAAAAUGCAGAGUUGGCGAAAGAGAACGAAGGCUUAAAGCGAGAGUUGCAACGUGAGCGUGAACGAUAUGAGGAUUUGUACGCAUUGUUUCGACAACGUGGCGCGGGAGGCGCACCUCCAACGCCAGUACCUGGUCCAGAUGCUGUGGCUGCUGCGAAUAGCGGUGCCUUCGGUGGAGGAGGUGGGGGUUAUGGUGCUCCCGGUGGCGGUAAUCCUAAUGGCGCACCACCCUACUAUUCACCAUCCGUACAAACCAACUGGACGAGCGCUGCGCAGCGUUCACAUUGGGCUCAGUGA